Perkinsus marinus ATCC 50983 is the source of this 207-nucleotide messenger RNA. RefSeq lists its product as hypothetical. The coding region runs from base 1 to 207 and encodes 68 amino acids. Lineage: Eukaryota; Perkinsozoa; Perkinsida; Perkinsidae. The record is from RefSeq and is a predicted model, not a curated record. The transcript has a single exon.
AUGUACGAGAGACGACUGCAUGACGCAGCCUUCGAUGAGGCCGCCGACUCGGGCGAGCAGUGCGACGGUGAACUCCACUCCUGGCGAAAAGACCGGAUGGACACCGAGAAGGAUCCAAGCAAAGUUGUUCCCGAUUUGGCGAGCGCUCAGAGUGUUCAAAGAGCUAGAAAGGCCGAGCAGGAGAUGCUUAAUCGAUUAAAGAAGUAG